AUGUCUGAGCUCAUGCCUGACUUGACAGUGAACGAGGCGGAGUACAGGGGAUUGCUGCUGUGUUUCGCUCUCCUCUCGACUCAAGCCAGGGGGCGAGUCGUGUUCUGGGGCGACUCUGAGCCUGUUGGUGGCGAGCUUCGACGGAUCGGCACGAGUGAAGCCGCGAUCCUUUGGAAGCUCCCCGAGUGGACGAUCCUCGAGGCGAUGUCUGAACACAUGCCGAACUUGACCGUAAACGAGGCAGAGUACAGGGGAUUGCUGCUAUGUUUCGAUCUCCUCUCGACUCAAGCCCGGGGGCGAGUCGUGUUCUGUGGCGAUUCCAACUUGGUGAUCCGCCAGAUGAGAGGCGAGAUCGAUUGUAAGGCGCCAGGCCUUCAGCUGUUACGCCAGAAGGCGUUGAACCAGCUGCGAUCUUGGCCGAAGCACGAAUUUCGAGACGGGAAUCAAAGCGCCGACAAGCUCGCCAGUGCUGCCUUGCAACGCGAAGAAGGCGAGAUCGUGACAGCCGAGGGAGAACGGCAGGACUUGAUCACGCUGAACAGAUUGCACGAGAUACUGCAACCGAAGUCGACCCGAUCAGUGACUCGUGUGAACGCGAUCACUCGAUCUGCAGUAAAUCGAUCUUCGCCAGCAGCAGCGAUGGAUGAAUCUAUU
Molecule: messenger RNA, 654 nt
Organism: Phytophthora megakarya
Lineage: Eukaryota; Oomycota; Peronosporomycetes; Peronosporales; Peronosporaceae
Source: the annotation of a GenBank genome assembly